Aspergillus ochraceoroseus IBT 24754 is the source of this 1310-nucleotide messenger RNA. RefSeq names its product RING finger domain protein. The transcript is spliced from 2 exons. NCBI's taxonomy places the organism in Eukaryota, Fungi, Ascomycota, Eurotiomycetes, Eurotiales, Aspergillaceae. Gene Ontology annotation, molecular function: ubiquitin protein ligase activity. Bases 90 to 1169 code for a protein of 359 amino acids. The record is from RefSeq and is a predicted model, not a curated record. Gene Ontology annotation, biological process: protein polyubiquitination; protein monoubiquitination.
CGUGGCUCCAUGAUGGAAGAAGCUCUUCUCCAUUUCUCAACCAACUCAGCAGGGCAACAUUCUUUUGGGCUGAGUUCGUCACUCGACUGAUGUCUGAUGAUGCCGAUCUUCAGCAGCAGAUUCUGCGGAGAACACUUCAGGAGGUAGCACAGGAACAGCAGGAAGAGAAGGAUGUGGUUGACCUUUGUGUCAUCUGUCUCGACGCUAUCACCGAGCCUGCGGUAGCAGUUCCGUGCGAUCAUGCCAACUUUGACUUCCUUUGUCUGGUAAGCUGGCUGGAACAGCGCCGGAAUUGUCCACUCUGCAAGAGUGACAUUUCCUCCGUCAAGUACAACCUCGAAAACCCCCAUGGCCCUAAAAUCUACCAUCUACCUGCCAUCCCUCCGUCAUCUACCGGUGCAACCGCCGGGACAUCUCCUUAUCGCCUAGAGGCCCCUUUCCACAGGAGUUCUCGUCGACCGCGACGCCCGCGCAGCCCGCGCAGCCCCCCAGCCCAGUCACCGGACGAUCCACUUCGAAGGCGGCAACAUGUCUAUCGAAACCAGCUCUAUUCCCUUCGUGUUGGCUCCAAUCGCAUCUCGCAGUACCGCGAACUUACGCCAGAGAUGUUCAACCAUGACGAGGAACUUGUUUCUCGCGCGCGCAAAUGGAUCCGACGUGAGCUCCAGGUUUUCGAGUUCCUCAACCCUGAUAGCGCGGCCGACACAAACCAAAGUCAGAUGGCUCGUGCGGGCCAGCAAAGGCUUCAAAGCCGCCGGGGGAACAACGCUGAAUUUCUACUGGAGUAUAUCAUCGCCAUUCUUCGAACCGUUGACAUAAAGGGUAGCGCAGGACAGGCGGAAGAAUUGCUACGAGACUUCCUUGGUAGGGAUAACGCCACUUUAUUCCUACACGAACUCCAGGCUUGGCUCCGAAGUCCCUAUAUGUCUUUGGAAGACUGGGACCGCCACGUUCAAUAUGAUGACACUCCCACUCAACGGCCUCGCCAUGAGUUCGAGGCAUCCGAUCGUACAUCAACUCCGGUUUACAGGAAUAGUGGGCCUACCUUUCGCGGACGAGUUGCUAAGCCGCGCUAUUCUCGAGGACCACGUAACCAAGGAAGGGCUCGAGAUCCCGAGAUGACAGCUAGAAGAGUCCAGUAUGCCCGCGACCGGUAUGUACCCGAUUAAACGCGGGGAUGAGCUCAAACCCUCAGAGGAUUCACGAGAUUAUGUAAAUGCAACACGAUUGAAUGAUAUGUAGAGUAAUGAUCUGUCGCUAACAUAUGGUAUCUCAAAUGAUAAUAACAAUGAUAAGUAAUAAUGCACCAA